Messenger RNA from Schistosoma intercalatum, 3265 nucleotides. The record is from the annotation of a GenBank genome assembly. NCBI's taxonomy places the organism in Eukaryota, Metazoa, Platyhelminthes, Trematoda, Strigeidida, Schistosomatidae.
GUGGUUUAGCGGUUUUUCGUAAUACGCGUUGACUUGUUUGCUUGAUCCAUAACGGAUGAGCAGCUAUGAUACAUUCCCAUUUAAAAGCAAUUACCAAGUAUCAAAUCUACUUGGAUCCGGAGCAUAUGGACGCGUUUUUAAAGGGACAUCUUUAAAUGGAACGACGGUUGCAUUAAAAGAAAUACUGAUACCUACUGAUGAUGAAGGCAUUCCACUCAGCACUCUACGUGAACUUAGUGUUCUGAAGAAGGUGCAGUCCUAUAAUUGCCCUUACCUCGUACAAAUGCUUGACAUUUCAUUAAAAAAGCAGGAGACUGGGAUAUCGAUUUAUAUUGUUUUCGAGUUUGUUGAUUGCGAUUUAGCUCGUUUUCUUUCUCACCAUGUACCUUCAACUGGCCUUCCAUCUGAGACCAUCAGGAAUUUAUCUGAACAGUUGCUCCGUGGUACAGAUUUCCUCCAUUCACAUAGAAUAAUUCAUCGUGAUCUUAAACCGGCUAAUAUUCUCAUCAAUAAGGAAACCUUGCGCUUGAAGAUAACUGACUUUGGUUUAUCUCGUGUACUUGGCUGGGAGUCUUCACUCACACCGAUUGUUGUAACAUUGUGGUAUCGGUCUCCAGAGAUUUUAAUUCAAUCUGAAUACUUAUCACCUUGUGAUAUAUGGGCUGCUGGUUGUAUCAUAGCAGAAUUAUUCAACUUACAAGCAAUUUUCCGUGCAGAUACAGAACUAGAGAUGUUAAAACUUAUAUUUCAAGUUAUUGGAUUUCCUGCUCAAAAUGAAUGGCCUGCGUUGUCUUACUUGAAACGAUCUAAUUUUCAUUUCAACUCUUCUGGUUCGAAAUUACGUUCGUGUAUCAAAACUAACGAUAAAUCUGCACUCGAAUUACUUGAACUAAUGAUCCAGUUCAAUCCAAAAAAGCGAAUCACUGCCUUCGAUGCACUUUCACUACCGUAUUUUCAUCCUACUGUCACUAGUAGUACUAAUACAGGUGGAUCCGUUCAAAACAAUAUUCAACACAUUGAAACUGCUCUGCAUAAGCCAUUAUUAAGAAAUGUAAACUCUUCUCGAUCAAAUGGACGGCAAUCCCGCUACUCUGUGAAUGCCAUUUAUCCUACACAGUCAUGUGCAGCUGCAUUGUCGUCUUAUUUCCAGAAUAAUUUGCCUUCUGCAGUUAAUUUUCGACCAUGCCCUGUUGGUGGUGGUAUUGAUGAAGUUGAUGGUUGUGUUCCAGUAACAAAUGCUCAACUUGUACCUCACACACUUCACUCAACACUUGAUCAUUUAGUUAAUUCUGCACUUACAAUUGACCAAAUGGUUCCCACUUCGUGUAGUUCUGAUAUUGAUCAGCAUCAGCGUAAUUUGAUCAUAUCAGUUGUAAAUAAUGCCAUUAAUGAUAAUUCAUCAUCUGCACCCUUAAAUAACAUUGACCAUAAUUCUGCCACACCACCUAGGAGACCGCUAACUAGACAACAAGCUAAAUCUAUCCGAAGGCAUACACAACCCACUAGAACCUGUCUUGUGGAAACCAAUUACGAAGUGAAUAAUUCACAGAAAAUUGGAACCCAGAAGACAUGCAAAAGCUCCAUUGAAAUCUUAUCAGAUAAUACAUCUGUGCAAAAACCGAAUAAUGCAGACGCUUUAAAUGUAACAAGUCACAUAGUUAGACAGAAAAAAACAGCUCGCCGUCGAACAGUCAUGGGUGUUGUAGAGACAGCGAAUUCUUCAACUAAACAAACGAAGAAAAUAGAGACAAAUAACAGAAAUACUAGAAAAUCUAAAGAAGCCACACCUCUUACAAGGACAUUGAUGCCAAGUAAAGCGGAGAACUCUAUUAAUUAUAUCGAUGCUUCUUUACCUUAUGUCUCACUUAAUCGAGAAGAGAUUUGCAAUAAACCAAUGUUCACCGUUGCCACUACUUCUGGUAUUGAUGUUGCUACUGAAUCAAAUGAAGCGAAAAGAAAAGAUAUUGAUGUAAAAAUUCUUCAACAUAAUAGUGAUGUUGGUCGAAUUUCAGAAAGUUGUCAAAAAUUUUUAUCACAACAUACUACUGAUCAUCGUUAUCAACAUUAUUCUCAUCAAGUUCGACCAAGUUCACGAUUUUCACUUGGGCCUACAUCAUCAUUAUCUUCCAAUUCUACUUUGCAUUCAAUUCAUGAGCAUGAAAACUCUUCUAAUAAUAAUAAUCAUAAGAAAAAGAUGAAAGAAGCAAAAUUAGUAGGCAAUCAUCAACAAAUGUUAAUUAAAUCAACUAGUCGUCCACCGUUAACUACUGAAUUAAAUGAUAAUAAUGAGAACUAUUGUUUAUUAGGGAGUAGUAAUUCGACUAAAAACACAUCAACGACAACAAUGGCAUCAGAGACAGAAACAAAAACAACGAUGACAUUGUGUUCUCCAUCAAAAUUACCUCGUGUUAUUGAUCAGUUUUCUUCAAGUACUCUUGUUAACACUUCACUAUUACAAUCAACAAAUAAUUCAAAUUGUGUAAAAACACAUCAUUUUACUAAACAAGGAAAUAUUAACAUCGAUGAAGACGAUACAACUGAUGAUGAAAUCGAUUCAGAUGAUAUUGAUGAAAAUCAACCAGCUAAUACAAGUCUUGGCAUUAAUACAGCAAUGACCGGUUUAGCUCUAGUCAAUAGUCAUAGUAAUAGCAAUAGCAAUUCUAGUCAAUAUAAAAAUACUACUGCUGCUGCUACUACUAAUACUACUAGUAACAAUAAUAGUAAUAGUAAUAGUACCGCUAAUAGUUGUAAUAAUAGUACAAAUAAAAAAGAAAAUGACAAUAAUCAUUCAAUUUUAACAUCUUCAACAAUGGCUAUUAGUAAUAAUGUUGAGUCAAAUAACAAGACCAUUCCUGUCUCAUUAUCAAAUAAUGUUACAGUUCAAUUGACCGCUUGCUCAUUAGAUAAGUUUUUAUUUAAAUAAGUAGAGACUAUCAAAUACUUUAUUUAUUUUUUUUUUCUGUUUUUUUUUCCUACAAUUAUUGAUAGUUUGCAUUUUUGUUUUACUUUCUACCUUUCAUAAAACCAUCGGUAGAGAGAGGGAUAGGGUUGGAGAAUGCUUAUCGGUGGCCUAUACUCCAUUGGGAGUAACAAGCGUAAGAGAGAGGAUGAUGCAUUGCAUUUCAUACUACUGAGUUCUUGUUUUGUUUUGUUUUUUUUGUAAUUUCACUAUUUGAAUUCAAUAGUGUCAAAUCUUCUGGGAUAUUUUUCUAGUGCAUUUAUUUGUCCCUAUAAACACUACCACUACUACUACUACUACUACUAC